Molecule: messenger RNA, 6326 nt
Organism: Schistosoma guineensis
Lineage: Eukaryota; Metazoa; Platyhelminthes; Trematoda; Strigeidida; Schistosomatidae
Source: the annotation of a GenBank genome assembly
AUGAAAUAUGAAUCAAGGUUGGUUUAGUUCAACAGUGCUAUUAGAGAGUAAAUCAGAGAAAACUAUUAGUUCAGUAAUUAUUGGAAAUGUUUAGCAAAGUGCACAACUACUAUUUUGAUGUGCUCUAUUAGAUGAGAAUAAAUAAGAAAUGAACAAAAUUGUGACUCUACCUUGAUGGCUCGUAUAACUUAAUAAAUGAACUAUGGAGACACCUUUAAGUGUGAUUUAAUGGUUUGGCUAAUUAUCUUUGUAGUUUUGGACAUGGACUUUACUGUAUGCUUUUACGGUUGUUAACAGACAGCUUGAAAUUCUGCUAGAGCAUUGGUCAAAAAGUUAUUCAAGCUAUCUAUAGAAUUCACUUGAAGAAACUAAAGAGUACUGUACAGGUGUUUCACUUUAGUUGAUGACUCCGUAGUAUAGCCAUGUAGCCAUAGCAAUAUAACAAUAUAUAUCAAAUGUAAAUUGGAAUCAUCAGUAUGAGGUUGUGGAGAUUGUUGAGUUUUUGAUUGAGAUCAUGAGUUGAUCAAUGUUAGACCACUAUUGAGACAGUUACCUACCAAAGACAAUGAAAAAUAGUCGCGCAAUUUCGUCGAUUGGUUGAAAUUAAACAUCAACACCGUUGUAUGCCGGUUCAGUGGUUUAGAUGUUAAGCGCUCUCACGCCAAACCGAAUGUCCUGGGUUCUAAUCGUGGAUGCGUACUGCCGAAGAAUUCCAUAGUAGAACAAAACGGUCAUCUAAUGGUUUCAAGCUUUUAAUAGUGGUCUAACAAUGAUCCAUUCAUGAUCUCAAAUAAAAUAGAAUCUUGAAGUCUCUUAUCAAGAGCAUAAUGAUUAAAUGUUCCAUUUUUUAUUCAAAUUUUAAUCAAUUCACGACAUAAUGAAGUAUACUGAUGAGAUGUAAAUAUACUAAUACUAAACAGUUCAACAUGAUUCUUAAUAGACAGCUAGACAAUGUUGAUUUAUGAGGAAAGUGAUUAUCGAAUUUAACUACUGACUUGAAAUAAUUUAACUAUCAGAUAGUAGAUUAGAACCCUGUUUUUUUUAUUUUUAAAAGAAGUUUGUAUGAUUGUGAUUAUGAUGACCAAGUAAUUAAAAUGGGUAAAAUAAAUGAUUAAAGUAUUGAUCAAUUGAGAAUAUACAAUACUAUGAUGUAACUAAGUGAUAACUAUUUAUAAGACUGGAUUAUUUAAUCAAAUAAUCGAAAGAACAAUGAUCAAAGACAAGAAUAUUAGCCAUAUGAAUAGAUUUAUCAUAAUAGUAAUAAAUUAACAUAAUUCUACACUAAAUGAUAAACAUAAGAAUAUGAAUGAUUAGAAGUCAUUUAAAGUAAUAAACAAUUGAAUAUAUAUGUUCUAGCUAUUCGAUGUAUUGCCUAUCCACUUCUUAACGCUAAUACUACUGGUCAAAAUAGAAGAUAUCUACGAGUAACAAAAGAUUAUUUGAAUAUUUUGAAGGAACGUUUUCAGUUGUAUUUACGUGGAGAGUUAGCAAUUAGUAGUGAUGAAGCAUUUCAUACUGCUGUCAAUGAAUUUUUUGAAGCUGUUCUUAACAGUGAUCGUCUUUUAAAUAUGGUUAAAUCAGGAAGUUGUUCCAUGUAUGAUAUUCGAGAAAUUUUUAUUGCAAAUAUUGAAAAACAAUUUCAAUGUAUUCAACCAGUUGAAGGUUUAUCUAAAGAAAGUGUAUUAAAUGCAUGGAAAAUUAAGUUUGAUCAAAUAUGUCGUGGUGGUGAAGGACCAUGUCCUGAAGCAAUGAAAUUAGCUGUUCCACAACCAGAACCAAUAGCAUUAUCUAAUGAACAAUUAUAUGAAUUAUUAAUGCGUACUUUAACCAUUGAAAAGUAUGAACAUCAAAUUUUAUAUAAUGCAUGUCAACUUGAUAAUAUGGAUGAACAAGCGUCUCAAAUCAAAAGAGAACUAUCAGAACGUUUAAUACAAAUUGACAAAAUGUAUAAAGAACGUUCAUUUCCUAAAAUGGUACAUAAAGAAAUGGAGAUGCAGUAUAUUGAAGAAGAAAAACUCAGAGUGAAUGGAUUAAUGAGACGUCUAGAUUCGAUACCAGCUCUUAAAACACAUUCCACAGGUGUGAAUCCAGCUCAUAGACAUUUAAGAAAACACCCUAUAAAAACAAUUUUAUCUAAUUGGCACACUGGUGGGACAAGUAGAAGCAACAGAUCUGUACGUGAUACUGGUUCCGUAACUGAUCUUUGGUCACGACAACUGGAGAUGGAUUCAUCAAGAUCAUCUUUAUCAAUUACAGAUGAUUUACAUUUAAUGAGUGAAGGUAUUCAGCCCUCUUCAAUGUUUCUAACUCAUGAAAUUUCAAGGGAGGCUAUGCAGGUUUCUUCAACAAUUGAAAUAUUGGUUCAUCAAGUCAGAAAUAUUCAAAGUUUACCACGUUCAAAGAAACUUUAUUGUGCUAUAGAACUGGAUAGUACACCAGAUCGGAAGAGAACAGAAUCCGUAGAGGUUAAUAAACCUGUAUGGAAUACAACUGCAGAAUUUCAAACAUCUCAAAUUCUUCCAGUUAUCAAAGUAAAGGUUUUCAAAGAAUGUUCAGGGCCAUUAACACUGGAUGAUAAAGAACUUGGAAGGGUAACUUUUAGUAUAACUUGGUCAAGUCCACGCACCCCACUUUGGUAUAAAUUGCAAAAUACAAAACAUUGUCAUGAUCCUGUUGAAAUACAAAUUUCAGUGUCUAUGCAACGCCCAACUAAUUGUAAAUAUAGUAAUUAUUGUUGGAUUCAAGGUCGUUCCACAUUUAAAAAAUGGAAACGACGUUAUGUUUGUAUCAUACAAAUAUCACAAUACACAUCAAUAUUGGCAGCAUUUGCUGAACAGAAAUCUCAACCAUCAGAAUCAGUUGUAUUAGAUGGAUUUACUGUAGACUAUUGUGAACCAAGAACAGAUUUGAUGAAUAUGGCUGCGUUUGGCAGAAACAAUAAACCUGAACACCAUGGAUCAACCACAUCUUUAACAUCCUUAUCAAGGUUAAGACUCAGUACAUUGGGACGAAUAACAAGUCAACGGCAUGUAGGCAGUAAUCCUCUCGGUGGAUUGGAAUGUGAUUAUUCGCCAAGGUUUUUCUUCAAACUUGUCCGAGAAGGUGACACAAUAAUUAUAGCAUCUUCUGCUGAAGUAGAUCGUCAGAAUUGGAUACAAGCUCUUUAUCGAGCGACCGGUCAGACACACAAACCUACAUUACCAGGAGCAUCAAAUGUCUCAGCCAUAAUCAGUGAUCAAAAGAAAAGUACUGUUGAUAUUGAAACUGGUCAAAAUAAAACAAUUGAUCGAUUCGCUUCAAUACCUAUACAUACCCUUGAUCACUUGGAAUAUUUCAUUAUUUUACAAUCAUCGAGUUUAGAUUAUCGGUUAACUGAUCCAUUUGUUUCACUUGGCUGUUUAAGUCCAACUCAACGAUAUUUAUUAGAUGAAUAUUGUACACGUUAUGGUAUACGUGAAUGUCAACGUCACUUAGCAAUGUUAAUUAAUUUAUUAAAUAAAAUUGAAAAUGGUAUGAGUAUAGAUCCAGAUUUAAUUCAUAUCAGUUAUUCCUUAUGUGCUAACCAUGUUAGCGGUAAAGCUCAACAUGAUCAAGCCGUACAUACAGUGUUAGCAAUGGAACGUGAUCAAUUUCAAAUUAUUAGAACUCGACUGACAACACUUUUAGAAAAACAAAUUACUGAAUUUCGUUAUUGUUUCCCAUUUGGCCGUCCGGAAGGUGCAUUGGAAAAAACAAUUAGUCUGUUGGAAAGAGUUUUAACAAAAGAAACCGGUGAACCAGCUUCAGCUGAACUUGUUCGUAAUGUUAUACGUAAUUGUUUAAGAAAUGCAGCUGUAUUGAACUAUGAACGAAUUUCUGAAUAUGUUAUGAUUGAAGUCGUUUCUGGACCACGAGUUAAAAACACAAAUAAAGAAAGCAGAAAAAUUCAUGAAAUGUAUCAUUUAGCUGAACUUUGUAUUGAAGUACUUAAACAAAAUGAACAACAUCACUCUGAGUCAUUCUCCUGGUUCAAUGAUUUAUUUGUUGAGCAUACAGAGAAUUUUUGGUAUUUAUUUCAAAUGGAUCUGUUUGAAUUAUUGGAUAGAUUACCAGAAGAUUGUUGGGAAGUGUUCGAUUUAUUUCAAUUAUUGAACAAUUAUCUAUUAAACGAUUCUAAUUUAUCUAAUGGUCGAUUUCAUUAUGAAUUAGCUAAUCGUUUUACACCAUUGGUAGAUCGAUAUAUUGGAUUAAUGGCGGAUUCUAUUGAACAAGCAUUAAUAGAGGGAUGUAAGAAUGAACGUUGGAUUCCAGCCUCGAAAUUAGACAGAAAUGAAGGUACAAGUGAACUUCGUAUCAAUAAUAUUUCACAACAUAAAGCUGAGUCUUUAUUAAGUGUUCACAAUUCCUUAGCAUCGUUUACUAAAAUGGAAGAUAUUGGAAAACCCAAUGAAACCUCAUCAAUUAAUAUACCAGCUUUUCACCAUACCGAUAUUGAAUGGAAUUCGUCUAAUUGUUCAACUAAAAAUAUUCAGAAUAAAGAGAAAUCAGCAACACCACAAACAACAACAUCAACUGGUUCAGAAUUAUAUCGAUAUUCAUCGGGUAAUUUCAAUAUGAUUGGAAGUCAAACAUGCCAAACCGUUAUUGAACUUUUAUGGAGAUUAUAUAAAUUAAAAAAAUUUAUUCAUGAAUUAAAUUGGCCUCAAUCGGUUUUAGCUGAAGCAUUGGAUGAAAGGGUGUGCAUACUAUGUGCACAAAUGCUUCGAGAAGUUGUAAAACGUACUCUAAUAGAACUAGAAUCAUUAGUUAGAAAAUGUGCCAAAACUGUGGAUCUAAUUCUUCCAUUAGAAUGUUUUACAAUGUUAAAUACAAUUAGUGAAUUAAGAGCUCAUUUAUUUUCAUUAUGUCAUCCAACUGAUCCAGUAAAUAUGGUAAUCAAUAAUACUAGUAAUAAUAUUACACGAUCACAUCGUCAACCAGUUAGGAAUGCAACUCAAUUACAUAUGGAAACUCAAGAAUUCUUUGAAAGUGUACAGAAAAAUAUGAUGGUUAUCAUUAUUGAUCAUUGUAUGAUUAUUUUAAAUGGUGUAUUGAAGAAGUUAACAAGAUUUGAUGAAAAUAAGCUAUUUUCAUCGAUUCUUGUAUUAACUAAACCAAAUGAUGAAGAAGGUCAAGCCUAUGGAACUUUUCUUCAUAUAAAUUUACAAAAUUUAAGUGAAAAUUUAGUUGACGAAGUUUCUAUGCUUUCUAUGUUAGAAAUAUGGUAUACACGUCAAAUGAAAGCUAUUUACGAUUGGUUAAUUCAACGUAAAAGUAUUCUACUUCAUCCACAUCAAAUUAAAUGUCUUUCAAUUAUUGUUAAAAAAAUUUUCAGUGCCUUUGAAUUACAAGGCUUGCCUAAAAAUGUAUUAAAUACUAUUGUAUAUCAAACAGUUAUUCAAAGAAUUCAGGUUGAAGAAACAACACAAUGUGUUAAAAAAGAAGCUCGAUCUAGUGGAAGUUUAACUAGUUCUACAAAUCGUAAUAAAUUAUUAAGUAAUCUUGGUGAAAGUAUAACAUCAUUCACUGGAAGUCCUAUAUUUCAUCGAUCCUAACAUAUAAUGUAGUAUUAUUUGUUUUUCUUUUGUACUACAGUUAGGAAAACAAGAUAAAACAAAAAAAGUAAACAAUGUUUUGAUGUGCAUUUGAUUUAUUUCUGUAUAGUUUUCAUGAAUUUAUUCAAUUAUUUUAUUGUUAAUAUUGUAAAACAAACAAAAAACACAAUCAAGAUUGAACAGUAAUACACCAAGUCUUUCAUUAAUUAAUUAAAGAGAGAGAGAAAACAAAUUAUACAGAAAUUGUACUAUUUUUCUACAAAAUAAUAAGAGAACAUUAUACAUAUAGAUAUAUAUAAAUAAAUCGUAUGGAUUAAUAUACUACUUUGUUUAUUUUGUAAGUAAUAACUGUAUUUUAUAUUAAACAAAUUGAAUAAUAAUAAUGACAGUUAUAUGUUUUAAAUGAAUAUAAUAAACAUAUUUUUGUUAUAUCACGAUGAGUAAAAAAAUUGUAUUUCUGAUGUUACGCAACUUAAUUUAAGACAUCAUUCUAAAGAAGUGGCUUAAAUUAAGUUACGAAACAUCAGAAAUAUAAUUUUUCCCAUUAUUGGCAUGUGUAAUAAAAAUAUGUUUAUGAUUAAUUCAAUAACCAACUAUUAAGUCUAACCUUGGUGUUGGGACCAAAUAUAUAUAUCAGAUGGUUGAUAAUGAUAUCUAAGUGUUUUCCUUUUACUAUGAGCUGUUAAAAUUAGUUAUUAAUAACACUGAGUUAUUUUAUACGAUGAUUCUCAAUAAAUUUUGCUGUGUAAUAAU